CACGGUUUCGUUUUCAACAUAUAGAUCUAAGUCAUAUUGCUAUUGAACUGAAGAUGUAGAACUGUAGACUACUUUAAUUUGGUAUCGGGUGAAAAUUGGCUGGUAGUUGUUCUAACAAACAAGCAAGGAAAUAAUGGAGAGUACUGGGUCAACAUUACUAUUUUUUAUUUGUAUCAUUCCUCAAAUUCUAGGGUCAUCAUGGAAGGAUGUUUUUGUGGAUAAUCAGAGAUGGUUUGGCUCUUACAUGUUUCACUAUGAAACAGAGGACUACACAGAAAAGAUUAAAUGUAGCAUGAGCAUCUACCAUGUCGUGAAAGAGGGUCUAGGAACUGUAUAUGCUGGCUUUUCAGACCCUGAUACAAGCAUGGAGUUAGAAGGAGGACAUUUACUGAAUGCUCCAAAUUUCACCAUUCAGUUCAUUAAGUCCACGAUAUAUCAGGCCACCAGUAAUCGCAUCCCCACCUCUGGCGAGUUUGAAAUCACAGGAAGACUAAUCCACACAAAGUCAGGCUGGGAGUAUCACGCAAAUGUUACAAAACCAGUUAAUAACUCAUUUAGUAACUUAGUCCUCUCAACCUUAGAAGUAUCUUCCAAACCCCCAGAAAAGGAUAGGUCCUUACAGAUUGGCCUCACCAUUGGACUUUCCCUGUUAUUUUGCCUAAUUGGAAUUGGCAUCAUGGUUGGCUUAGUCAUGUGGGGAGUGCGGAAAGGUUACAUUCGACAUGUGGCAGCUAAUUACAAAAACUUCAAGAAUCCUGCUCCUAAAUUCAAUGUUAAAGAGGGUGAUGUCCAUAUGUAGGCAUAGAAAACUAUACAUUAAAAAUUCAAAAUUUUCUUUGUACUUGGUAAUACAUGUAUAUGUUGUCUACCACCUUAAAUGUACAGCAAAUUUAAAUUUGAAGUUGUAUACUAACGAAUUUACAUGCGUAUCUUGUGCUACAAUGAGAAGAUUGUCCACUGAAAGUGAAAACAUGAUUGACCUACUGUUUUGUAGUUUGCUUCAACAGAGAUUUUUUUUUUAAUUUUUAUUGUGUAAGAGUCUGUGUAUGAUUUUUUGCAAGGUUGACUUUCUGUGAUUUUUUAUGUCAGGUUGUGAUGUAUGUAAUAUUUCAUCAGGUUGGAGCCUGCCAUUUGCUCUGCAAUUCAUAUCACAUGUAUAUAAAUAUUUGAUUUAUUUAAUUGCCUAUGAUCCUAUUAUAUUUGAUUUCCUAUUAUACUCAUGACAUUCCUUUUUAUUGUAUUAAUGGUUGUACAACCAAACUUGUUUUCUGUGAGUAUGCAAUGUCUAUUAUACCCAUGGCAAUCUGUGAUCUUAAAAAAGAUAAUAUUGCCUACACCAAGGAUUUAGAUUUAAUUUUGAACUGCUGCUGGUAACUGGUGCAAACAAGCUACUAUAUUAACUGGAUUAUCAAGUGCUUUCAGAUGGUUGUUUACUACCAUACAGGUGUAAAGCGUAGUUUCACUUUUCUGCGACUUGACACAGCUUCUGCAAAAAAAAAAAGUCCUGCUUUUUCGCGACAAUUUUUACUGCUUUUCCGUGAUUAUAAUUUUUAGCUUUUCUGCGACUUUUUUCGUACCUCUCCCAUUAGCCAGGUAAAACCUGUUGCCCCCUGCUUACCACAAGGAGGUUGUAAACGUGGCUUUGCAGAUUUUAUCAACGCUGCAUCAGUAUGACACAUCCCCAUUCCUUAAAACAUUUACUUUUCUGUAUGUAAAUCCAUCAUAGAUUAUAUAUUUGUCCCCCCGAUUCAAUUUCCAUAUUGUUUAAAACCUAUCACCGACCAGUGUCAAUGCGAGAUUCAUUCAAUUUUUAUCACCACGUGAGUAAGCACUCACUACCUAGUAGAACACUUUGGGGAAAUACAAUUAAAUAUCAGUAACCGUUUGACGUUAAUUGCUAAGCAUAACCAUUUAAAAUAGCGGAGAGGAAGUGUCAAAAAAAGGAGAUAACACAUAACAUAUAGUAAAAACCAAUCAAGGAAAAGCAGUAUAGAGUAGUUGUGGAAAAGCAACAAGGUUCCGAAAAUGAAAUCACGGAAAAGCAAGUCAGCUGUGUAAAGCCAUUAUUAUCUGUGAAGUUUUUAGUGUGAAUAAUACACUGGUGCAUUUAGCUUCUGUUUAGGAAUCUCUAAUAAUGACUUUAUUGAUAAUCUUUUUGUUUCUCUUUAUUUUACUUUUUGGUGAGGGUAAGGUGCAUUGUUGAAGAAUAUUUUUUUUUUACAGUUCAUUUUAUAAAAUUUAAGAUCAUAAUGAAAGUAACACAAUUUAUGCUGUAAUUGAAGUAGAGAGCAGAGAAUUUCAGCUUCAACCGAUUAUUUGAGAAUGAAUUCUUUGACUUUUAAUUCAGAAAACAGAUGCAAUUAUUUGGUUUUAAACAAGUCCAAUUCAGUAAAAUCAUCAGUAGCUUAAACAGGUGAGAUAAAAAAAAAAAAAAAAAACGAUACUCAUGAGAUUUCUGAGAUUUUUUUAAAAUAUAAAAUGAAUUUGCUGAGAACCGUCCCAUCUCUAUUUUUUUUUUCUUUUUUAGAAAAAAAUGCUGUAAAAAGAAUAGGAUAGG
Saccostrea echinata is the source of this 2557-nucleotide messenger RNA. RefSeq lists its product as uncharacterized. The record is from RefSeq and is a predicted model, not a curated record. The coding region runs from base 134 to 799 and encodes 221 amino acids. NCBI's taxonomy places the organism in Eukaryota, Metazoa, Mollusca, Bivalvia, Ostreida, Ostreidae. The transcript has 5 exons.